AUGAACAGCCAUGAGCGUGUGCUCGACGAAGACCGCCUUCGUCACGUGUCCCGAUCGAUACGCGAUUACGUGCCGACGCGCUCGGCGACCGCACACGCGUCUUCUCGUGAGCAUCAGAUCAAAGCAUUCGAAAAUCUCCUGCAAGAUGUCUUCGCCACAAGCAGCUGCACGGCCCUGAGCACUUCUCAUCGAGUGGCCGCAUGGAACACGCUCUGCUCGCUCGUGGACCGAAGCUUGGAGUCAGACCUGCCCGCCAUCAGCAAUUCGUGCUGGAGUCUUGGCAUCUGGAAUCGGUCUCUUGGCCUGUACCUCGACCACGCAGACACGGCACGACCCAAGUCCUCCAGGCAGCUCGUGACCACGCUUACGAAUGCCUUGAAAAAGGGUCUUGCAACGGGCAAUCGGGACGUGGCUGUGCUCGCCGGCCAUGCUGUUCGCCGUCUUCUUCGCUCUCUUCACGCCGACGACGAUCCGGCUCGGGCCAAAGCGAGCGCACAGCUCCUCAGCAAUCUCCUGCUGAAAGAAGUCAUUCCCAUCGCUUCGGUGCUCGGAUAUGUACCCUCGCAGUCACACCCCGAGAGAGACCAUGCACAGGUCCUGUUGCGCACGGUUCUCGCAUGGCUCGGAAGGGGCGACUUUGGAUCAACAAUCGCGACGACCGUUUCGGCGGUGCUCGACAAACUCGAAGAUGCUGACCACGCCGAUUCCAGGAAUCAGGAAUCCGGAUGCCCUGCUUUGAUCUGGCUGGAGCCUCUGCAAGACGUCUGUCGCCACGCUACUGUCCAUUCCGACGAUCUGCGAGCUCACCUUUUCCCUGUACUAUUCAAGCGCAGAUUCGAAGAUUUUGUGGCUUUCCUCAAGUGUCAAGGACUCACCGCCGUCACUGGCCGCUUCGAGCUCGUCGUUCUCUCGCAAGCCAAGACAUCCGAUGAUUUGCUGUAUACUGCACUACAGACCGGCAAAGAUUUAGGCCUACUCUUCGAAACGGACAGCGACCAGAUCGCAUGCACGCCUUCGAUCGUGUUCUUACCAAUCGCAUACAUCGAAGGCCUUGUCUUUCAGCGCUCAAGGUCAGCUCGUCUUACCGGACUUUCGCUCCUCACUACAUCGCCUUCAGCAACUCGUGCGCUGUCGCAACGUGCACUGCAAUUGCUGAAGAGAGCUUUGCCUGUCUUCUUCGCUGACGUCGAUGCUGAUUUCCGUGGCGCAGUAUUUGGCGCUUUGCAGCGACUCGUGGAUCGCAUGAGAUCAAUCACAAAGGUGCUUUCGCAACAAACCAGCAAACUUGAGAGCGCCGAAGCAACGCAGGCGCUGAGGAUCCAUCAAGACUUUCUGAAAUGGCUUCACCGCUUCCUUGUGCACGAAUUGCGCCCAUCUGCCAGCUACCAGAGACACAUAUCUGCUCUGAAAGGACUGUCCAUCAUGGCUAGAUCUGCGCUUGACAGCGCCGUUCCCACCGAAUCAUGGACCAAGUCUGCACGAGGUGAAACAAAGUGGACUUUUCACAUCAAAAUUCUUACCCCAGACUUACAAAGACAACUCCUAGACCUGCUUUUUGACCCAUUCGAUGAUGUUCGCCAAACAGCGGCUUCCAUCCUACGACUCUACCCAUCGGAGACUCCGAAAGAUGGUUUACCAGGAAUCUAUGAUCUGGCCUGCGAGCGUGCGGAGAGGAAGAUGUACCUUUCAGGCAGAGCUGACCAGGCAGAUGGCGUCGCUCAUCUCUAUGCAUUGAUACAUAAAAGUCGUGUUGCCGGCCAGUCUAAUUCCAUUGAUGAACAAGGCCAGCUCGCAACACUUGUUGAUAAGCUAGAGAAGCUUCUUGCUAUCGCCGAACGGGAUCUCGCAACAGCUGUGGAACGCUAUCCGUUACACGGCCUGCUCACAAGCUUGAGAUAUGUUGUUGGCAACGCCUCUACCCUGGAUAAUGGUGAAGCAAGGACGCUCUUUGUUGACCUCAUCAGAGUGUGGAAGCUCGUCAAGCCAAUAUUGUGCGAUGAUGCGCCGGAAGGCUACCUUCCAGAAGAACUCGAAGAAACGCCAAACUCAACCAAGGAGACUCUAAGUUAUUGCUGGAGAGCAUUGAAAGAAUCUAGUCUGCUUCUCAGCUCGUUGAUUGCAGGAAAGCAGACCGAAGCCGAUCUUCUUGAAGCAAUGAGCGAGCUGUGCUUCAUACAACUAUCCGAACUCAGGCAUAGAGGCGCUUUUUCGACUGUGGCCCAGACGUGGACAGCUUGUUGCAACAGAUGCACAGACCUGCGUCAAAGUGAUGGUAUUAAUUUACUGGACAACUGGUAUGGCAGAAUCAUCGAUAUGCUACACAAGAAUGUGGCCAUCAAUACAAGACGCUCAGCAGGCCUACCAUCCUUGCUAUGCGGCAUCUUAAUCGCUGACCGAUGUGAGCGCCUCAUUGCAAAGGCCUUCGUUGACCUUGAGGUGGUGGCAAGGCAGAGCGUGGAUGCUAAAGAUGAGGGCAGUCUACCGCAAGUCCAUGCCAUGAACUGUAUGAAGGACGUACUGAAGAACUCAAAUCUUGGCGAAAGCUCGGAGCGCCAUCUCCCCGUAGCCUUACAAUUGGCUGCCGAUGCGUUGAGAUCUGAUACGUGGGCGAUUCGAAACUGUGGACUAAUGCUUUUCCGAGCUGUCAUUGACCGCUUACUUGGUACGAGCGCUGCAUAUCUCGAAGGUGACUCACAAAUACGCAAGCGAAUUUCCGUUGAACAGCAUCCGCAGCUGCUCGAUGUGAUUAUCGGACUGCUGAACGCCCCCUUCCAAGAUAGAAUCCUGAGGUAUGAAGGUGUCUUCCCAGCGUUAGAAAUGCUGCAGCUCGCACGUGUUCCAAAGGAGCGCCUGGAAGUGGCGAAAGUAGCCGUCAAAGCCUUAACGGGAGUGUCUUCCUGGCAUGUUCGAGACAAAGCAGCCAGGACACUCGCCUCGAUGGAGACGAUAUCCGCUGUCUCUCAAUAUCUUGGAGAUGCAGCAGCUAGUAAUACGCUUGGCGAGAACGCCGUACACGGGAUACUCCUCGUCGCUGGUUAUGCACUCCAAAGAGUGGAGCUCGACCAUAUUCAGGAUCCCAAAGCGACUAGAGACCUCAGGAGCGAUUCAAUGCCGCAAGAAGUAGACACAAUUGGCUUCGCAGCUGCCGAAUUGUAUCAAAAAUCGAGCAGCUUCACUUCAAAGGCCGCCGCUUUGGAUGUACUGCGUGACUGUUGUGACACCGGCUCAAGGCUUUUCAAGAACUACGACCACCGCAGUCUGCUGGCUCGGGUAUGUCCGUCUCAAGCAGCUAGCCAUGCUGGCCCUGUUGCAAUAUUCGAGAAAAAAUUGAUGGCCUGUUGCUCUGCACCUGGCUCUGCGAGUAUUCGCCAAUCAUGGGCUCGCCUUUUCGCUCAGUACCUGGUCAUCGAGCAAUCAGUUAACAAGGACGAAAUCUUCUCCUAUCACCGGCUUGCACAAGAGCUAUCUCGUCACGAUCAGAAUGCCUACAGCCAUUUCUUGAGGUCAUUUCAAGGUCGACUCGAUGCUUCUGCGCCCAUUGCGGAUGUUGUUGUGGAUGCGUGCUUUCACAUCGUCAACAGCGCGUUGCCCGUGGAGCUCAUUUGCGAGGCGCAAAAGACACUACUGAUGCUGUGUAGCGGGAGCGAGAGCAAUGUCGACCUGGCCAUCGCCCUGAGGUCGCAGGACGCAUUGAGCGAGAGAGCAUGUAACCAGAAGUAUGUUGAUCAGUGGUUGCAACUUUUUGCGAUACAUCUGGAUCACAGGAGCAAUACCGACGAGCAUUUAGUGCAGGAUAUCGUCUUGUGGGCAAAUUACUGUGCAUCCGCAGUCGAUGGCACAGGUGUCCACUCUAGAGAGGCAGCUACUGAGGCCAUUAGCUGUAUUCGAAGAUUAUGGUUGGUUCUGAACACGACUGUCGAUAAGAAGCUGGACAACGCUUUUCUUGGAUUAUGCAUCGCUACAUAUGACCUUCUCAACGACGACGAGGAAGAUAUUCGGCUACAAGCCGCACAGAUUGCUGGUCGGAUACUUGAAGCAGCCCACACCAAUCCUGCCCAAAGGCUGGACUUUGAACCCAUUGUGGCGAGUCAGAAGCUCCUUGGCUUCUGUCUCCGCCGCUGGAAGGCGAGUAGCAAGCUGGCCAGUGUGACACUGUAUCGUGCCUUCGGCAUCGGACUUGCUGGGACAAGACCAGUCACUGAGCAGCUCGAAGCUGCCACCUCUGCCGAUACUGCGUUGUUUGCCGAGGAGAAGCAGAAUCUGUAUAUUGACGAGGCUAAAGAAGCUAGGAUUUGGAGUCAGGCGGUCCAGCGCGUGGACGCGAGCAUCAUCCCCAAAACGGCUAUAACGCGACUUGGAGAAUGGACUGCUGCAGGUUUGGAUGCAUUGACUGAGCAAGCAAAGGGUCACCCUGAUGGAGCGCUGGGGUGGAGCACAAUUGACACAGUCUUCACCUUAGGUCUACGUGUUGUCUAUGGGGCCGAAGUGGUCUUCGGCCUCGCAAUGAAAGGAGUCCGCGUUCCUGUACCUCCUUCUGAGCUGCGAAAGAAGCUCUUCAUAUGCCUGACGGCUUUCGAGGAUGGAGGAGUCAGCGGCUUCGGUCAGGUCAACUGCCUGUGGCGAUGGGAAGUCGACAGGAUACUAAAAGAAUCGCUGUCGAGUAAGCUCACGUCGCUGGGAGAUGCAGUGGAGGCCACAUUUGAUAAGGCUAGAGGCAUUGAACGAUGAGGACACUUACGUGAACGUAUUUGUCGC
This is a messenger RNA of Pseudocercospora fijiensis CIRAD86, 4755 nucleotides long. RefSeq lists its product as uncharacterized. The transcript is spliced from 2 exons. Gene Ontology annotation, cellular component: cytosol. The record is from RefSeq and is a predicted model, not a curated record. Gene Ontology annotation, biological process: tRNA methylation. Bases 1 to 4728 code for a protein of 1575 amino acids. Lineage: Eukaryota; Fungi; Ascomycota; Dothideomycetes; Mycosphaerellales; Mycosphaerellaceae.